ACCUGAAGAGAGUGGAGAUAGAGGACCACUUCUCUGAUAAGGAGAAGCUCUCUACCUCUGCUCAGCUCCACUUGGACAGAGGAGGCCGAGGAGGCUUUACAGAAAGGAGGUCUACAGAUUAAAAAAGAUAGUACAGAAGAUCAAUAUUCAGUUUAUUUGUGUAGCCCAAAAACUCACAUUGGAUCAGGAAAAACUCCCAAAUAACCCUUCACGGGGAAAAAAGGGAAGAAACCUUCAGGAGAGCAACAGAGGAGGAUCCCUCUCCAGGAUGGACAGAUGCAAUAGAUGCCAUGUGUACAGAAGGAAUCGUUAUACACAAAUUAAAACACAGUAACAACACAAUCAAUGAAUAUGACAGAGUGUAUGAAUAGUUGGUAGUAGGCAUAUUCCACGAUUGAGACCUCCACGAUCUAUCAGGCAGAUGGAGGUAGAGAGGAGGAGUGGGCGCAGCAUCUCAGGGGAGGAAGCAGAGUUAGUAAUGUGUGAUUGAGAGAUGAAAAUUCAUCCAUAAGGAGAGAGAAAAGAGGAGAUAGGUGCUCAGUGCAUCCUAAACGUCCCCCAGCAGCUAUAAGCCUAUAGCAGCAUAUCAAGGGGCUGGACCAGGUGAACCUGAUUCAGCCCUAACUAUAAGCUCUGUCAAAGAGGAAAGUCUUCAGUCUACUCUACAUGAGGUGACUGUGUCUGCCUCCAGGACUGAAGGUGGAAGCUGGUUCCAUAAAAGAGGAGAUUGAUAAAGUGUCCUUUAACUCCCACGUGAAGCAAAUCUCAAAGGACUUCAUUCUUUCAUCUACGUAAUAUUUCAAAAAUCAGACACAUCUUGUCUCAAAAAGAUGCAGAAAAGCUGGUUCACGCGUUCGUUACUUCUAGACUGGAUUACUGCAACUUCUUAUAAUCAGGCUGCUCUAAUAAGUCUCUUAGGUCCCUCCAGUUGAUCCAGAAUGCUGCAGCUCGUGUUCUCACUAAAACUAAGAAAAGAGAUCACAUGACUCCUGCAUUAGCUGCUCUGCACUGGCUCCCCGUAAAAUCAAGAAUCACUUUUAAAAUGCUUCUCUUAACCUCCAAAGCAUUGAUUGGUGAUGCACCAUCAUAUCUGACAAUAAAAGACUUGUAACUUGUAUAUCUUAAGGAGCUUGUAAUACCAUAUUGCCCCACUAGAGAGCUGAUAAUCGAGAGCUAAAUGAUAAUGCUGGACAUUAAGCACACUGGACGUGAACAGGGCCAGAGAUCCAGAGAAGAGCACAACCCCAGAUCACGACCCUGAAGAAACUGGUGGAGGUAGCCGGUCCUGGACUGGGAGACGGGUCUGCUGUGGCUUCUCAGCUCCGGCUGGACUCCAUGCGGCAGAGCACGAGGUUCCUGAGUAGAUGGCGGGAGGUCGAGAUGCUGCAGGAGUAUUACAAAGGAGAGGAAGCUCCAGACUCUGCAGAUCUGGGAUGCAUUUCGAAGCUGAAUGGGGUCUCAGGACCAUGAUGUAGGGAACAGAGCGCAAAUUCUUCGACACAAAAUGUAUAAAAGUGCUCAACAAAAACAAACCGGACCAGUGAGCCAACACUGUGGAGGCAAAAUCCUUUAUUUCUCAUCGUGUGUGUUUGUUGAUUUGUUUAAGUUUGAUAUGAAUACGAUGUUCUGUUCGUUCAAAUUGUUUUAAGUAACAUCAAUUUUUUUCUAAAAAUCAAAAUCUCUGUGUUUGUGUGUGUGUGUGUGUGUGAGAGAGAGAGGAGACGUAACUGAAUCUGUGUUUCAGAGUUUGAUAACAGGUCUUCUCCACCAUCAUCCCGAGGACCCUGUGAGCUUCCUGCAAAGCUGCCUGAUAAUAACCAGAGAGAUGGGUGGUCCUGAGAAGGUCAGCUGGGACACCUUCAUCCACCCGGAGAGACGCCGACUGAGCGACAGACCACCAUCAACUGCAUCAGUACCCCCCAGAACAACACCCAUACCCACAUUAACUUCCCCAAAACCCCAAACAACAGCAUCAUUACCUGCCAGAACAACACCCAUACCCUCAUUAAGUUCCUCAAUACCCCAAACAACACCCCCAAUAUCUCCUAUAAUGCUAUCAAAUCCACUAACACCUCCAAUACUUUCAGUAACCCCCAAAAUAACAAAUAUAUCCCCUAUAAAACCCCACACAACACACUCUAUGCCCCACACUUCAACCCCAAAACCCAAGACAUCACGUGAGAUAACACUCCCAACAUCCACAGUAACCCUUCCAGCGCAUGAGUCACCCUUUCCCUCCAUUAAGCCUCAAACAUCUGUCUCAGCCCCACUGACACCCCAAGUGUUCUCCAUCACCAGCAAAGCACUAUCAGGACCCAUCGAAACCAGUCCUGAACUCCUGUCCCCAGCUCCACCUGGACCUACAAUGACCCCACUUGUACCCCCUCAGAGGAAGGAACUACAAGACACAAAGGUGUUCAACUCAGCAGGUAAGAGACUGGACAAUGCUGAGCUUUACUGAGUUUGAUGGUUAGCCAGGAGUUCAGCUGCAAUUCAGUUCUUGAGGAGUUCAGUUGGUUCAGUAGUUCAGUUCAGCACACCUGUUAAGUUUGCAGUGGCAAGUCAGUCCAAGAUUUGAUGUUCCUAUUCUAACGUCUCCCAUUCCAGCUCCCACUCCUGUUCCUCCUCCUCCUCCUCCAGUACGUUCUCAGGUCUCCAUCGACUCGGACUCGGACAUGAUGGAAAGCUCUGGACUCCUGCAGGAAGUCAGCAUUCUGCCUCCUCAGAAGCCACGCCCCCCAAUCAUCUCCAUCAUUGGUGGUCCAGGAAGUGGGAAGGGAAGUCAGGCGGCGAGGCUAGCCAGCUGCUUCAGUUUCAAAGUCAUCUCAUUGGAUGAGCUACUGAGGAGGCAACUGCUAAGCCACACCUCCCCAAGCAGGAAGUGGGAGGUUAUUUCACAAAUGAUGGGUCAUGGAGAGAUGGGACCACGGGUCAGAGUCAACCAACGCAAAACCUUGAACCAUCCCCCUCAACAAGACUUUACUGAACCUGCUGUCUUACUGUGUUUGAAGGAUGAAACCAUCUUGGAGCUGAGGCGUCAGCUGACUGAGCAGCAGGAGGCCAGAGGGUUCAUCGUGGACGGGUUCCCUCAAGAUAUCCACCAGGCUCUCAGCUUCCAGGAACAGAUGAGCUCUCCUGACCUGGUGAUGCUGCUGCUCUGCUCCAAUGAGACGCUGCGCUGUCGCAUGCAGCAACGGGCCACUCAACUCGGUCUCCUAGGAGACAACAGCCACGCCUUGCGCCGGCGCCUGGACACAUUUCAGAGGAACAUGGUCUCCAUCAGCAGAUACUACAGACAGCUACACCCACUGACACAAGUCCACUGUGUGUGUGUGUGUGUGUGUGUGUGUGUGUGUGUGCAGGUGGAUGCAGGCAGAGACCAGGAGGCGGUAUUUGCUGAUCUGAAUUCCACCAUCAGAAACAAACUUCUGCCAAAGGAUUUUUCAGUGGCUGUCCUGUGUCUCCAGGUCCUGCUGAUUAUCCAGAAUGCCCUAGUGCUGACCCUGCUGUCCCCUUUCACGUCAGAUCUGUCAAUCACCUGUGUGUCAAUCAUAACACCUGUGUGUCAAUCAAUGUCUGUCAAUCAAUAACACCUGUGUGAACUCAUGAACCAUUGAGUCAUAUGAACCUUCAUGUAAUCCAUAUUUCCAGUUGAAGGUGAUGACAUCAUUCUUGAUGAUGAUAAAUGUAAUAAUGUAUUAAACUGGAUUCAUUAAAUUACAUCAAGUGA
Molecule: messenger RNA, 3730 nt
Organism: Pseudoliparis swirei
Lineage: Eukaryota; Metazoa; Chordata; Actinopteri; Perciformes; Liparidae
Product: adenylate kinase isoenzyme 5-like
Exons: 4
Coding region: 2676-3590 (304 amino acids)
Biological process (GO): nucleoside triphosphate biosynthetic process
Cellular component (GO): cytosol; cytoplasm
Molecular function (GO): AMP kinase activity; ATP binding
Source: RefSeq, a predicted model, not a curated record